UCCAUGAUGCUAUAUAUAUAAUCUCAUAUCCUUGACAUUAUUUGCCAUCCAAAAUACUUUUCUCUUAUUCAAACAUCAAUACCAACAUUACUACACUACAUAUCAUGGUGAAACAAGAACUCAAGAUCCAAGUUACUACUUCCUCAAUAUCAUCACUCUCUCAUUCUUCAACAUCUUCUACCUCUUCGUCAUCGUCACUACAUCAUCAUCAAUCUAGUAAGAACAAGAUAAAGAAGUACAAGGGAGUAAGGAUGAGAAGUUGGGGAUCAUGGGUUACUGAAAUCAGGGCACCAAAUAAAAAGACAAGGAUCUGGUUAGGUUCUUACUCGACCGCAGAAGCAGCUGCUAGGGCUUACGACGCUGCUCUCUUGUGUCUUAAGGGACCUAAAGCCAAUCUCAACUUCCCUCACAUCACCACGAAUUCUCCUUUUCUUAUGAACAUCGAUGAAAAGACCCUUCUUUCCCCCAAAUCCAUCCAAAAGGUCGCCGCUCAAGCCGCUAACUCCUUCUCUUCUGACCCUUUUCCCUCUCCCUCCGAUGAUGAUCGUGAUGAUGGACUCCAUCAUCAUCCAUCUCCUUCUUCUUCAGCUGCAUCUUCUCCACCUCACCGUAAUGAUGAUGAUGGUGACUUGGUACCGUUGAUGGAAUCUCAUCACCAUGAUCAUGAUGACAGAAUCCACCACCAUCCAUCUCCUUCUUCUUCAACUGCAUCUUCCCCACCAGAUGAUGGUGGUCAUCAUAAUGAUGAUGAUGGCGAUAUGGUAUCGUUGAUGGAAUCUUUCGUGGACUACAACGAACACGUGUCAUUGAUGGAUCCGUCAUGGUAUGGAUUUGAUCACAAUGAGAUGUUCUUCACCAACAGAGCUCCCUUUGAUUAUUCUUCACAUUUAAAUAGCUCGAAGACGACGACGACGAUGGAUGACUUGUACGACGAUGCUGAUAUUAAGCUAUGGAGUUUCACUUGAUCCGACGGUCCAUAUGGGACACACUUCAAUUCACAUUAUUUCAUUUAAUUCAUUCUUUUAAAUUUAUCAUCACUUGUCAUUCUUCGUGUUAUUUGUUUCUUUAAGUUGCAAGGAGCGAAUUAACGAUUAUCUGUAUGAAAAGUAUAUAUAUAUACACACACUAAUUUAAGAAGAUCACAUGAACAAGGUGCCUUUUUUUUUUUUGUCACUUCUUGACUUUGAAUUUCAUGUAUUUUAGUAUUUAAUUAACACACUUGUAAUAAGUUUCGUACUUUGGUUUUCUUCAUUAAAAAAUCAUGUAAUUCCCAA
Camelina sativa (false flax) is the source of this 1274-nucleotide messenger RNA. RefSeq names its product ethylene-responsive transcription factor ERF013-like. The record is from RefSeq and is a predicted model, not a curated record. Lineage: Eukaryota; Viridiplantae; Streptophyta; Magnoliopsida; Brassicales; Brassicaceae. Gene Ontology annotation, molecular function: DNA-binding transcription factor activity; DNA binding. Gene Ontology annotation, biological process: regulation of DNA-templated transcription.